AGGUCUUUGUGCCCCGUGGCAGCUCCCUGCUGUGGGCAGGAUACUGUUGGGUCCCUUAUCAGCACUGGCAGCCCGGUUGGCACGCAGGGACCCGCCUGCUGUGGGGUCCUGAGGGACACGGGGAUGCUCAGCCCCCUCCUGCCUGCCUGGGCUGGGGAUGGGGGUCCCAGGGCCACCCUCGCGCCUCCCCCUGCCCCGCUGCUGCCCGGCCGCCGCCUGCUUCAGCGCUUGCCGCGGCAGCUGCGUCGCUCCGCGCCGAAGCCGUGUGUCCCCCCUGCCCUGCUGCACGCCUGUCCCACCCAGGUUGGAUUUUGAGGGCCUGGAAGGUGGCGAGGAUGGCGCGCUGGAGAAGCUGCGCGCCUGGAGCAGGUCCAUCGAGGAUCUGCAGCACCCCAGCGCCCUGCCCGCCCCCUUCGCCAGCAACCUGGCUCGCUCUGCCCGCCAGACCGCCCUACGUUACGGCACGCUGCCGAGCCGCAGGGCGCUGAAGAACUCGCGCCUGGUGAGCCAGAAGGACGACGUCCACCUCUGCAUCAUGUGUCUCCGAGCCAUCAUGAACUACCAGUACGGCUUCAACCUGGUCAUGUCCCAUCCCCACGCUGUCAACGAGAUCGCCCUGAGCCUCAAUAACAAGAACCCGAGGACGAAGGCACUGGUGCUGGAGCUGCUGGCGGCCGUCUGCCUGGUGCGGGGCGGCCACGAGAUCAUCCUGGCUGCCUUCGACAACUUCAAGGAGGUCUGCAAGGAGAAGCACCGCUUCGAGCGGCUGAUGGACUAUUUCCGCAACGAGGACAGCAGCAUCGACUUCAUGGUCGCCUGCAUGCAGUUCAUCAACAUCGUGGUUCACUCGGUGGAGGACAUGAACUUCCGUGUCCAUCUCCAGUAUGAGUUCACCAAACUGGGGCUGGAAGAGUUCCUACAGAAGUCGAGGCACACGGAGAGCGAGAAGCUGCAGGUGCAGAUCCAGGCGUACCUGGACAAUGUCUUCGAUGUGGGGGGGCUGCUGGAGGAUGCUGAGACCAAGAACGUGGCCCUGGAGAAGGUGGAGGAGCUGGAGGAGCAUCUGUCCCACCUGACGGAGAAGCUGCUGGACCUGGAGAACGAGAACAUGAUGCGGGUGGCGGAGCUGGAGAAGCAGCUGCUGCAGCGGGAGAAGGAGCUGGAGGUGGUGAAGGAGACCUACGAGCACACGAGCCAUCAGGUCCACACGCUGCGGCGAAUGAUCAAGGAGAAGGAUGAGGCUUUCCGGCAGCGCUACGGCUCCGAGCCGCCCCCUGUGCCAGGCAGCGAGCCCCCUCCCCAGCCCGAGCCCCCGGAGGAGGCCCUGCGGCUCCCGGUCCUGCCCCCCAUGGAGGCAGGCAAGUGCCCCCCAGCCCCACCGCUGCCUGGGGCUUCGCCCUCCAUCGCCCUCACUGUGGGGCUCUCAGCUAUCCGGAUCAAGAAGCCCAUCAAGACCAAGUUCCGACUGCCCGUCUUCAACUGGACGGCGCUGAAGCCCAACCAGAUCAGCGGGACAGUGUUCAGCGAGCUGGAUGAUGAGCGAGUGCUGGAGGACCUGGACCUGGAGCACUUUGAGGAGCUCUUCAAGACCAAGGCACAGGGUCCGGCCCUUGACCUCGUCUGCGCCAAGAACAAGGGGUCUCAGAAGGUGGCCAGCAAGGUGACGCUGCUGGAGGCCAACCGGGCCAAGAACCUGGCCAUCACCCUGCGCAAGGCCGGUCGCAGCGCCGAGGAGAUCUGCAGGGCCAUCCACACGUUCGACCUGGCGACGUUGCCGGUGGAUUUCGUGGAGUGCCUGAUGCGGUUCCUGCCGACGGAGGCGGAGGCGAAGGCGCUGCGUCAGUACGAGCGGGAGCGCAAGCCCCUGGAGGAGCUGGCGGACGAGGACCGCUUCAUGCUGCAGUUCAGCAAGGUGGAGCGGCUGCCCCAGCGCAUGGCCAUCAUGGCCUUCCUCGGCAACUUCGCCGAAAACCUCCAGAUGCUGACACCGCAGCUCAAUGCCAUCAUCGCAGCCUCGGCCUCUGUCAAGUCUUCCCAGAAGCUGAAGCGCAUGUUGGAGAUCAUCUUGGCACUGGGCAACUACAUGAACAGCAGCAAACGUGGCGCUGUCUAUGGCUUCAAACUGCAGAGCCUGGACCUGCUCCUGGACACCAAGUCGACGGACAGAAAGAUGACGCUGCUGCAUUUCAUCGCGCUGACGGUGCGGGAGAAGUACCCCGAGCUGGCAACCUUCUGGCAGGAGCUGCACUUCGUGGAGAAAGCAGCGGCAGUGUCCCUGGAGAACGUGCUGCUGGAUGUGAAGGAGCUGGGCCGGGGGAUGGAGCUGCUGCGGCGGGAGUGCGGGCUGCACGAGAGCGGCGUCCUGCGCGCCUUCCUGGCGGGCAGCGAGGGGAAGCUGGAGCGGCUGCAGAAGGACGCGCGGACGGCUGAGGACGCCUACAACACCGUGGUGCGGUAUUUCGGCGAGAGCCCCAAGACCACCCCCCCGUCUGUCUUCUUCCCGGUCUUUGUCCGGUUCAUCCGCUCCUACAAGGACGCAGAGCAGGAGAACGAGACGCGGAAGAAGCAGGAGGAGGUGAUGCGGGAAAAGCUGCUGGCGCAGGAGGCAAAGAAGCAGGAGAAGGUGGGCACAGGGCCCAUCCCCGCAGUGUCCCUGGAGAACGUGCUGCUGGAUGUGAAGGAGCUGGGCCGGGGGAUGGAGCUGCUGCGGCGGGAGUGCGGGCUGCACGAGAGCGGCGUCCUGCGCGCCUUCCUGGCGGGCAGCGAGGGGAAGCUGGAGCGGCUGCAGAAGGACGCGCGGACGGCUGAGGACGCCUACAACACCGUGGUGCGGUAUUUCGGCGAAAGCCCCAAGACCACGCCCCCGUCCGUCUUCUUCCCGGUUUUUGUCCGGUUCAUCCGCUCCUACAAGGACGCAGAGCAGGAGAACGAGACGCGGAAGAAGCAGGAGGAGGUGAUGCGGGAAAAGCUGCUGGCGCAGGAGGCAAAGAAGCAGGAGAAGCAGCGGAACAAGUGGCAGCAGCAGGAGCUGAUUGCGGAGCUGCGGCGGCGCCAAGCCAAGGACCAUCGCCCCGUCUACGAGGGCAAGGACGGCACCAUCGAGGACAUCAUCACCGCGCUGAAGAGCGUCCCCUUCACGGCCCGCACCGCCAAGCGGGGCUCGCGCUUCUUCUGCGACCCGUCCCACCACGACGAGUCCAACUGUUAGCCCCCAGCCCGCAGGUGGAUCCGCCUGUAGCCGAGUGAGGGUCCAAAGGGGAGGCUGUCCUGCCCCCGGCGCUGUGCAGGGACAUCCCGGACCACCGUCCUUGCAGGUGGCAUCCCCAUCCCCCCCCAGCCGGGGC
Messenger RNA from Calidris pugnax (ruff), 3344 nucleotides. RefSeq names its product formin like 3 (gene FMNL3). The record is from RefSeq and is a predicted model, not a curated record. Bases 158 to 3208 code for a protein of 1016 amino acids. Gene Ontology annotation, molecular function: small GTPase binding; actin filament binding. NCBI's taxonomy places the organism in Eukaryota, Metazoa, Chordata, Aves, Charadriiformes, Scolopacidae. The transcript is spliced from 26 exons. Gene Ontology annotation, biological process: cortical actin cytoskeleton organization; regulation of cell shape; cell migration. Gene Ontology annotation, cellular component: cytosol.